This is a messenger RNA of Rhincodon typus (whale shark), 1378 nucleotides long. RefSeq names its product adhesion G-protein coupled receptor G2-like. Gene Ontology annotation, cellular component: membrane. The transcript has 10 exons. The record is from RefSeq and is a predicted model, not a curated record. The annotation marks the transcript as partial. Gene Ontology annotation, molecular function: G protein-coupled receptor activity. Gene Ontology annotation, biological process: cell surface receptor signaling pathway; adenylate cyclase-activating G protein-coupled receptor signaling pathway. Lineage: Eukaryota; Metazoa; Chordata; Chondrichthyes; Orectolobiformes; Rhincodontidae.
ACAUUCAGUCAUCUCAGUUUUGGAAAAUCAAUUACUGCAUGAAGCUUGUAAAGGGGAAAGACAAGUUGUUGAAACAGAGAAUGUAAUAUUUUACAUGCGAGAUAUGGAUGCUGAAAAUUUUACAGGUCUCCAGUUCCCUAAUUCAGAUACAGAGAAUAUCUCUGCCUUUGACCCAGCAGUUAGGAUCAGUCUGCCACCAACUCUCUUGGACAACAUCGACAUUGCAAUGAAAAUGGUCCGAAGUAAAGUAUUAUUAUUCAGGGAUGCAAGACUGUUCCAGGUUAAAAAUCAAACUAUUUUAAAUAAUGUGGUUGGAAUUCAAGUGGGGCACAGUACGUUUGAUCAUCUGACAGACCCUGUGAUAAUUGUGUUUAACAAAUCAUCACCGAUAAAGGUCACUCCAAAAUGUGUCUUCUGGAAGUUAGAACAAAAUGGGAACACAGUUGAGGGUCACUGGAACAAUUCCGGCUGCACAACAGCAAACACAGUCAAUGAAGUCAUCUGUAAAUGUAAUCACCUGACCUUCUUCGCUGUCUUGCUGCAAAUCGAUGGGAACCCACCAGUGGAUGAGAAGAUAUUGAAAUCACUAACAUAUAUCACCUGGAUUGGUUGUGGUGUUUCUGGCAUUUUCACAGUAAUUACUUUAAUCAUCCACUUUAUUCUCAGAAAAAGACAAAAGGAACCUUCCAUCCAGAUCCACGUGAAUCUCUCUGCUGCCUUGUUUCUUCUCAAUGUGAACUUCUUAACCAGCACAGCGUUCAGUUUCAGCAGCACUGAUGAGUUCUGUAAAGCCAUUGCUGUCCUGCUGCAUUACUCACUGCUUUGUAGCUUUACAUGGAUGGGAAUUGAAGCAUUUCACCUGUACCUUAUGCUGAUCAAGGUGUUCAACACUUACAUUCGUUUUUACAUGCUGAAACUCUGCCUUCUCGGUUGGGGCCUCCCAGCUGGCAUGCUUUUAAUCAUCAUUGGAAUGAACAUGGAUAAUUAUGGCCGAUAUUCAAUUCCUGUCAUUGGCAAUUAUAACCCUUCUCACAUGUGUUGGAUAAAAAACAAGACAGUGCAUUACGUUACAAAUGUUGCAUAUUUUGCACUUGUGUUCCUGGGUAACUCUAUCAUGCUGCUAAUUGUGUGUGUGAAGGUGUUCAGAUUGAAAGGGAGAGAUAGAAAGAGUGUAUUCACUGUACUCGGGUUGACGUGUCUACUGGGCAUUACCUAUGGCAUAGCUUUCUUCUCACAUGGACCUCAGAGUGAACCUGCAAUGUACCUGUUCUGCAUCCUGAACCCUCUCCAAGGGUUUUUCAUAUUCCUGUGGUACUGCAUGUUAAUACGAUCACCCAAUCAUACAGUCAGCAAGACAAGUAACAAUACAACCAUCUAA